GGGAGGAGGAGCGGGAGGAGAGGAGCACAGGGCGUAUUAAACAACUCUUCUUUACCUUUCCUCUGUAUGUCUUUCUCAUUCCCAAUAGUUUUCCAUCCGAUGUAACUCUCCGAGGGGCUCCGGAGGACACUGGCGUGACGAGGAGACCGACAGCAUCGCGUGAUUGGCAGGUGACGUGAUUCACGUCCACAAGGUGGCACGGGGAAGACGAGUGGCAGGUGUGUAGGAAGACCAGCAUGGCUGUGGAGAGCUUCUCUGAGCUCCUCCAGAAACUGCGGGAGGUCCAUGACCAUGAGUUAGAGGUGUGGCAGGAGAAAGUAAUGGAGCUGUCAACUAAAAAGAAUAUCGAUACAAAGCGCAUGGAAGAACUUUACAACAGGAACCAGCAGAUGAGAGAACAGCAGCGGAUUCUCACUGAGAACAUCAAACAGCUGGAGAACAGGUUGCGGGCCGGGUUGUGUGACAGGUGUACAGUCACUCAGGACGUGGCUAAAAAAAGACAACAGGAGUAUGAAAACUCUCAGCUCCAGAGUCUACAGCACAUCUCUUUACUGGUGAGUGAGAUGAAUGCUCUAAAGAAAGAAAAUGACAGACUGAGAGAGGAGCUGAAGGGCAUGAGGGAGCUAUCGAAUCGGCAGAAUGGUCAUUCAGAGGACACAAUCACCCCAGAGAUCAAGAUGUCACCUGACACAGCAGCGGCUGCUGUGGCUCACCUGACCUCAGGGCUGAAGUCCAGCAAACCUCCACCAGGGGACGCCACUGUACCUGUAGCGACUGUCAAACGAGAGAUGGUCAACAGCCCGACCGACAGUCAGGAAAAAUCAUCUGAACUCAGAUUCAUGCAACGCUGGGGCAAGGCGUUUUCAUUUGAAUCUAAUAAGACCAUGUUGCCCACCUCAGGCCCCGUGAGAUGGGGGAACGAACACGGCACUGACAGGAGACCUUCCAGCGUGGACUUGGUGGAGCACCGACAUUCCCCUUUGUCUCCUCCUGUCGCAUCUCCUCUUAGACUACCGAAGAACAAUUCCAUUUUUUCUUCUGCUGCCUCUGAGGAACGUAGUUGCCGGCAACAAAUCCACGCUCCCGUCCCCUACCGGCCGCUUCCGAUCAAGACUGGUGGCCUGUCUAUCCCAUGGCCACUCUCUGAAUCCACUGACUGGGUAACAGUAGAAGCAGCCGGCUCUGGUGUUAGUAGUGGGAUAGCGGUUAAUUCAAGCCAGAGCCCAUUUUUAAGCUCAAGCAUACUACGUUUCCCUAAACUGGUCCUACCAAGCAGCGCCCUCCAGUCUCGCAUGCACGGCUCAACGCCUGGCGGCCCGCGGCCCUUGUCCCGCAGAAACCUCUCGGAGCAUGUAGAGAGUAGCGAAAAGAAAGCGACAGAAGUCGUUAUAGCGCCGCCCCAGUCAGAGAGGAUUUUUGGCGAGAAUUUAAGAGAGGAGGAAGAGGAAGCGCCGCUGGACCUGUCCGAGUCAGGACGCUCAAAAAGCCAAGAGAAAGAGAAGACGCACUCACAGAGCGAUGCAUCUUCGUCUCUGUCUUCCUCACCACCUGCUACACUUUCAUCGUCGUCUCAAUGUCCAUCGAGCCCUCAAAGUGACCAGCUGACAGCAGAUAAUAAUACACAGCAGGAGGAAGCACAGGAAAGAUGUAAAGAACAGGAAGAGGUAAAGGAAGGUGAAACAUCUCAAGCCGCUGAAACCUCUUUCAGCUCAGAGAUCAAGAAAAUCCCAUCACUAACCCUUUCCCUCCAACCAGUUGUGGUUAUGGAGCCGCUUAAAGCUGGAGGACAGAUCACUGAUCUUGGGAGCAGACCAAUGGAGCAAGAGGAGAAGGAGAACAACAACAACCUGGAAACAAGCAGAAAAAGACCUGGGCAGGACACUGAUGCUCUUUUCCUGCGCUCGCUAAAGGAGAAGAAAAUACGGCUGAGCAGAGGACCUCAAGGAAACCAUGCAGCCCCAGAUCAAGGAUGAAGGCAAUGGAUUCUACUACAAUUCAUUUACUGUGGUUAUUAAGCCAGCCAUUUUAUUUCACCCUUCAUCACCAGCCUCCAAGUCCAAAUCACUGGCGUUCACUUUAGUUUCCCAGAAAAAAAACAACUCUAGACUUUAACUGCACAUCUAUCAACAUAA
Rhinichthys klamathensis goyatoka is the source of this 2132-nucleotide messenger RNA. It is a transcript of the gene rbbp8nl, whose product is annotated as retinoblastoma binding protein 8-like. The transcript has 15 exons. Gene Ontology annotation, molecular function: double-strand/single-strand DNA junction binding; double-stranded DNA binding; flap-structured DNA binding. Lineage: Eukaryota; Metazoa; Chordata; Actinopteri; Cypriniformes; Leuciscidae. Gene Ontology annotation, biological process: double-strand break repair via homologous recombination; DNA double-strand break processing involved in repair via single-strand annealing. The coding region runs from base 237 to 1973 and encodes 578 amino acids. The record is from RefSeq and is a predicted model, not a curated record. Gene Ontology annotation, cellular component: site of double-strand break.